CCCACUCCCACUCUUACCACUAUCCCCACCCCAAGGCCCCAAGGCCGCGCGCGUGCGCGGUGCCGUGCUUAUCCUAACCUAUCCCGGCCCAGACUCGCGCAGCCCAAAGCCGUUUCGUCCUCCCGGGAGCUCUCUCUGCUCCCUCGUCCCGGGAGCGCCGGGAUGAAGUGGACGAAGAGCUCGCGUGCCCUGCGAGUGGCUGUAGUGCUGGCCGCCGUGGCGGUGCUACUGCAGGGUAUCCGCAUCUGGCUGAACUCCAAGCGCUUCGUCUUCCAGCGCGAGGAGAUCGCGCAGCUGGCACGCCAGUACGCCGGCCUCGAUCAUGAGCUGGCCUUUUCUCGCCUCAUCGUGGAGCUCCGGCGGCUGCACCCAGGCCACAUCUUGGCAGAUGAGGAGCUGCAGUGGGUGUUUGUGAACGCCGGCGGGUGGAUGGGCUCCAUGUGCCUCUUGCAUGCUUCACUCUCCGAGUACGUGCUGCUCUUCGGCACAGCCAUCGACACUGGGGGCCACUCUGGACGGUACUGGGCUGAAAUCUCGGACACAAUCAUCUCUGGAACCUUCCGCCAGUGGAGGGAGGGGACGACCAAGAGUGAAGUUUACUACCCAGCACCCAGGACUUCCUCACGCUCUUCUACACUCUCCGGGCCUAUACCAGGGCACUGUGUCUGGAGCUUUCCACCUACCUCUCCAGCCAGGGACACUGACCUUCCCCCUCCCCACAACGGACACCCCUUUCCCUGCCCAGAACUAGCGAGGGCAGCCUGCCUCUGUGUGAGAUGGAGAUGGUCAGAGAUGCUCCUGGCCGGACACAGAGGCAGGCCAGAACUCGGCAGGGUGGUCCUGGGGCAUGCACUCAGACCUGGUAGUGGGUUCCUGAAAUGACCCCAAGUCUACUCUCUGGGCAGCACUUUGGGGGAGUAGUGGAGGCGUCAUUCCUGAAGUGUGCCCCGAACCCCAGUUUGGAACUGUGAUAACUCCCACUCUUCCCCCUCACCAGACGCCUUAUAUGUCUAGCUCCCUAUCCUGGCUAUGCAAAGGGGACCAGUGGCCUAUCCCUUCCUUCCCAUCCCUGUAUCCCUUCUCCUCCUGCCUUCCAGGUGGGUGCUACCAAUCAUAUGGCUCUCCCCUCCCUCGUAGAUUCCCACCACCCCCUCACCUUUCUUUUCAGAGCCCUGGAGGGGGAGGAGGCCCUAAAGUGCUACCAACAAGAAUUCAGGCUGUCUCCCAGGCUGUGGGAUGGCAGAGAAAGGGCUGAGCUUUUUCUGAUUGAAUCACACUUGGGUUAGAUCUUUCUGGGCAGGCACACCCCAUAUCCUUUGUGUGCAGCCCAGCAUGGAGACUCAAAGAGAAUUCCCAGGCAGGUUAAGAAACCACAACCUCCCAAGACCAUGCAGGCUGAUGAAUAGAUGGCCUCUGAGUCCUAAUCUAACUGCAGGAUGAGUAGAAGUUCAGAGAACCCUGCAACUCCAGGGAACUUUGAGAAGUUAGCUCAGCCCACCUUCCUUUGUCCCUGGGGCAGCCUAGGCUAGAGAACUGGUGACUUGGCUCAAGCUUUCAUACAGAGAUAUACUAAACUAUAAUUCUACACCAAGUGAUGUAGUUCAGGUUUAGCAAUAGAAGGAGGAUGGAAAGAUCACUGUGGAUCUAGGGAAUCAGAAUGGGACUCCUCAUGGAGAUGGCCAUCCUGCCACAGAGAAAAGAAGAGAUUGGCAAAGAGUGUCAUGUCCUGUGUCCCUUGCUAGGUGUGAUUAGGAGAGAGAUUGGAGUGGCCAAAUCCAGCCCCAAUCCCAUUAACGCCAAACAUUUUAUCCAGGGCUUGGAAGCUUGCAAAAGGCUUUCCUUAGUGGUCCUGUCAGGUAGGACCUGUCUAUUAAGAAGUACCAGGUGUCCCAAAACUCUUGGUGGGCUUUUAAGUUAAGGUGCAUGAAGAUUUUGGGGACCCCUUGUAUUAUCUCCAUUUUCUGCAUGAGUUGGGCUCAUACCUGAAAUGGACUUCUCUUUGGGCACCCAGGUAGUAAGCAUCCACCACUUUACUGAGAUCUCAGACUAGGUCUUUUGAUUCAGAGUCUGGUGCUGUGUUUGAAUCCUCCCGUUUAGCAGUGAGGCUCCUUUUUGGCUUCAGCUGCCCAGCCUUAGGACAGUUGGGCUUCCCUCUGCCACCAUCAUUAGGAAAUCCAGGAUCCUAGCAUUUCUGUCCCUUUGGACCUUGGCUCCCCAGGCUGCCCCCUGGUUCCUCCACCUCAGGGUGAUAGAGUUGUCUUUCCUCCGAGAUCCCUGGAUAUUCAAAGGUUCUUGGCUUCAGCUGUUAUCUGACGGAGGGUGGUAUCCAAGGCCCCCUCGGACCCUUCCUACUGCCCUUAAAGCAGCUUCUCUCCAGAAUCCCUCCGUUUUUCGGUCUGUCUCAGCCUCAAUAAAUAUUUCUUGAAUAU
Messenger RNA from Gracilinanus agilis (Agile Gracile Mouse Opossum), 2429 nucleotides. RefSeq names its product sigma non-opioid intracellular receptor 1 (gene SIGMAR1). Lineage: Eukaryota; Metazoa; Chordata; Mammalia; Didelphimorphia; Didelphidae. Bases 163 to 882 code for a protein of 239 amino acids. The record is from RefSeq and is a predicted model, not a curated record. The transcript is spliced from 4 exons. Gene Ontology annotation, cellular component: endoplasmic reticulum.